Molecule: messenger RNA, 1390 nt
Organism: Musa acuminata AAA Group (dessert banana)
Lineage: Eukaryota; Viridiplantae; Streptophyta; Magnoliopsida; Zingiberales; Musaceae
Product: GDSL esterase/lipase At1g71250-like
Exons: 4
Coding region: 1-1275 (424 amino acids)
Molecular function (GO): hydrolase activity, acting on ester bonds
Source: RefSeq, a predicted model, not a curated record
AUGGCUAACAUCAUGCUCCUUAUGACUGCUAUUACAAUCCUCUUAGCCACCAGAAAAACUGAGGGUGCUCAAGUUCCUGCCAUGUUCGUGUUUGGUGAUUCAAUGGUAGAUCCUGGAAAUAACAAUGAUCUUUUAACCGUGGCAAAGGCUAAUUACUAUCCUAACGGUAUCGAUUUUGCGAUCGGAACCACAGGACGAUACUGCAAUGGAGGCACUGUGGUGGAUCAUUUAGGUAAGAUUCCACAUGAGCAUGCUAUUACAGCAUUGAUUAAGCUAGCUUCAAAGUUCAACAUGAAUGUCUCUGUUUCAUUGAGAUGUUUAUGGUUCACUUUUGGCAAUCUUUUAGGGCUUCCUUUGAUCCCUCCAUUCAACAGUCCUACCACCACUGGAUCCAACAUUCUUAGAGGAGUGAACUAUGGAUCUGCUGCCUCUGGAAUCCUUUGGGACACAGGAUUAAUAUAUGGAGAUGUCUUCACAUUGGAUGAACAAAUCCAAAACUUGAAGAUAACACUCCAACAACUGCACCUGCUUCUGGGGAAUGGGACUGCAGAUUUCCUAGCCAGAUCUCUCUUCUUCGUUGGCAUGGGAGCUAAUGACUACAUCAACAACUACUUGCAUCCUCUACCUCGGAAGUCCAGGACGUACACCCCGGUUGCCUUUACCCAGUUACUCAUACACGAGUACAGAAGGCAGCUUGAGGAUCUACAUGACUUGGGUGCAAGAAAAAUUCUCGUCGCUGGAGUUCCACCACUCGGUUGUACUCCAAACCAGAUAGGCGGCUCCAAUGACAGCAGAGGAGAGUGCAUCAGAUCGAGCAAUACACUGGCGGUGCAGUUCAAUUCCCAGGUUAAACUGUUGGUCCAUCAGCUGAACACAACACUUCCGGGAUCCUCUUUACUCUUCUGGGACACCUACAGCCUCAUCCACAACAUCAUUGACAAUUACUUACUCUAUGGUGAUCCUCUAUUACUCUACUUAUCCACUUCGUUUCUUCUUCUUCGUCCUGUGAGCUUUGCUUGCUGGCUCAGUGAUGAUUCAUGGGUGAUUGCAGGGUUCAAGUACCCGAACAAGGCUUGUUGUGGUGUAGGUCGAUCGAAGGGGCAAGUGAUGUGCCUGCCAUUGUUGCCUUUGGAGUGCCGUAAUCGAUCAGAGUACAUAUUUUGGGAUCCAUAUCAUGCUACCGACGCACUGAACGCCAUUGCAGCCAAAGAUGCAUACCAAGGAACCUUGCAUCUCACUUUUCCUAUCAAUGUGGAACAGCUUGUUCGGAGCUAAGCUGAAACUUACAGUUUCGAUCUUCUCCGACACCAAUAUAUUAUAUUAUAUUAUAUAUAUAAUAUAAUAUUGUCAAAAUAAAAGAAAAUCCAAUGCGUUGCUAUAUGAUCAUAAA